AUGGCGAGAACAUCAGGAACGACUCCUCCUGGCUUCGACACUUGUGAUCCGCGCCAAUGGGUGAUUCGCCAUCAACGGCUUGUUGCGCAGAUAUUCCCACGAUCCGUGACGGAUAAGUCGAUGAACAGCACUCCAAUCGGAGAAGCAGGCGAGAUAAUUCACUGUGCCGCCUCGCAGGGCCUCACUUUCGCCGUCCAAGCCUUGCUUGCAGAACGGCGUACCGCCUGUGACGCAAAAGAUCGCUUCGGCAAAACUCCUCUUCACUGGGCUGCCGGACAAGGACACGUCGACACUGUCUUGGCGCUCGUGGAUGCCGGAGCCUUGGUCGACUCUCGCGACCACUUCAAGGCCACACCACUCAUGCUCGCGGCCUUGGGGGGGCACGAGCACGUCAUUCACUGUCUGCUGUAUGCCGGGGCUGGUGCUCCCAACCGUUACAACUGCCAAGGGCGUUGUCACGCCGAAUUGAGGAGUACCGCCCUUCACUAUGCCGCUGAGGGUGGUCACGUUGGAGUUAUCGUAGCCCUGCUGAGCGCUGGCUUCUGCAACGGUCAGCCCGACGAGACCGGUGUAACCGCAGCCGAGAUAUCCGCCAGAGUGGGGCACGAGUCCUCACGGGAAGCCACCCGUCGGCUCCUAGGCGGUGACAGAGGGGGCAAGCUGGUCUACGACUACGUCAACAUGGUCAGCCAGGACGUGGCUACCGUGUGCGGUCUGGCCCAAGGCGGGGCGUUUCUGGAUUGGCAGGACAACCACAGGAGACGCUCUCCGUUGCACCGGGCGGUGUACUUUGGGCACUUUCAGAUUCUCAAGAUUCUACUCGCUGCUGGCGCCAACCCAAACGUCGCCGACAACCAUGCCGUUACCCCGUUGCAUAUAUAUGAUACGCACGCACGCACGGAUGACAGCUAUACGCCGCUACAUCUGGCCGUCGUCUACAACAGGAUUGGUGUCACGAGGCUACUCCUAGACGCUUCGGCAUCCUCCCUCGAAGUCCGCGAUAGUUUCCACGGUAUCACGCCGCUCGCAUGGGCGUCCAAGUUCUCCUUCGCUACCAUGCUGCGCAUUUUGCUGAGUAUGGGAGCCGACGUCAACUCUAGGUCUCCAGCGGGCUUGACCCCCCUCCAUUGGGCGUGCCGCUUCAACAAUGCUGACAUCGUCGAGUGCUUGCUGUUGGCGGGAGCCGACCCCGACUCUUUGGAUAACGAGGGUGCUGAUGCCGGCUCUGCGAUUGGUCUUGGUGACCCCCCCCGCCACAAGGGACCCCAGAGCCCUCCCAUUCUUCCAGGAGCGGUGAAUCGAACCGGCUGGCUAAAGAAUGAAACGUUGGCGACCCGCAUUCAGCUGGCUCUGUCGAAUGCGAGGAAGGAUCGCACUUGGCGUCGUAGGGGCUGGUUGGUCGUGCUGGCUAGGAGGCAAGCGAUGGCGAUGGCGGUGGUACCCGGCACUACUUCCAGAGCUUCCAAGACUUCCGUGAGUGGCAACAAGAGCGAUUCUAAGAUGACCAUACCAAGGAUUCUGGCGACGACAGGUGUGGACGCAGACACAGGCCGCCGUGUGCAUCUUGCCAGCCACCAGGAAGGGACUCGGCAGGGAAUUGUAAGGUCAUCGAGCGAUCUCCCUCACAGCAACGACGUCCCCGGUGGGUGGUCACACGGAAACUUAGGCAACAGUGUGCCCCUUCAAUCUAAGGGGAGCCACAACACCGCUAUUUUCACGUCACAAAUAUCUGAAUCAUCAUCGAUGCAGCUCGGGUGGGCUGGUGGAGGUAGCGCCGGCCACAUCGACAAAGUCACUGGCUGGACACCGGGGCAGGGAGUAGUACAGGCUCUGCUUGGGCUGGCAGCCGUGGAAGUUGGUGUGUUUCGUGGUGUGAUGCGCUACAUAUAUAUGAAUGACAUGUUGCUUACCGCAGAUAGCGACGGUCCGCGCUGGCCACGCCGAGGUCUACUGUAG
Molecule: messenger RNA, 1956 nt
Organism: Ectocarpus sp. CCAP 1310/34
Lineage: Eukaryota; Phaeophyceae; Ectocarpales; Ectocarpaceae
Source: the annotation of a GenBank genome assembly